AUGAUACGGUCGCAGUUGAUAUUGUUGGUGCUUGGUGCAUUUUCGAUCGCCGCCAUCGCCGCCACCACUUCCGGUCGAUUUAUUGAACGAUGGAAAAUACGCCGCGACGAGCGCGUGGUUCGCAGGCAUCGGUUGCGCGAGUUAAGUGCAUUAACCACGGGAAACGUUAUCCGGCUGCAGGAUCCGGCGGAAAGCUUCAACAGCAGCAACAACGUUACAUUACUACUAAACAGUCUGCAACAAUUGGAUUCAUCUUCCGAGGAUUUCUCCAACGCUAAUAUCAGUGAAAACGAUCUGGAACUGGCUGCCUUGGGGCAGCAUCAACGAACCUCAUCUCGGGGAACGAUCUUCAGGCAAAAUGUGAUCUUUCGGUUCUACCACGGCGAAAACCUCACAAAAACUACCAACGUCAAUGGUCAACCGCUACUGUCCGGAACCACGUGCUCUACAACGCAAAAGUUCUCGUUAAUAGUGCACGGAUGGCACGAGAAUUGUUACGAAACCUUUUGGGUUAAGGAUCUGCGGGAAAAUCUGAACAUUUACCGUGGUGGCUGCAUCAUCUGUAUGGACUAUUCCGUCUUUGCAAGUAACAACUAUCCGUACCUGUUCCGGCGGUUCAACGACAUCAGUGUAGUGCUGCUGAAGUUCCUACGGACACUGCAGUACGAGGGAAUGCAAUUCGACAAUCUGUACAUGUUCGGAUUUAGCUUCGGUGGUCAGUUGGUGCUGGAUGCCGGUAACCAAAUCGGGGUCAAUGCGAUUGAGGCCAUAGACACUUGCGACAUGGCGGGAGUGGGUUUCGAUCAGGAUCGCUUUUUCAAAAGAACUCACUUUCGAAAUGCGGCCAAAAAUGUACAAUGCAUUCACACUAGCACGGACAAGGGCACCAAACUGAUGGACAAGUGUCAUCAGGAUUGGCGCAUGGGCCAGUGCGGCUUUCGGCAGCCAGCCGCCGGGAAGCCUCCGCUGGGAUCGCAUGGGUUGUGUCCGGUUUUCUACAAUUUGGCGUUUAAAGUGAAGUUCUUGGCAGAGCACAAACCAGCCGAAUGUAACAUUUUGCGAGAACCAACGGCCGGCUAUCCGAGCGGAUACCAAAUGGGGUAUUUGGAAAAACGAAAAGGAGAGGUGAGGGGAGAGUUGUUUGCUCAAACAGCGGAAAAGUUUCCUUUUACAACAUUCAAUGAUUUGUGAUGCUGCUGAGAAACCGAUCUUGCGAUCAGUGAUGAGUCAUCUGUUAGUAAAACUCACUUAGAUCGAAAUUUAU
Messenger RNA from Sabethes cyaneus, 1264 nucleotides. RefSeq lists its product as uncharacterized. The transcript has 3 exons. The record is from RefSeq and is a predicted model, not a curated record. NCBI's taxonomy places the organism in Eukaryota, Metazoa, Arthropoda, Insecta, Diptera, Culicidae. The coding region runs from base 1 to 1191 and encodes 396 amino acids. Gene Ontology annotation, molecular function: lipase activity.